Molecule: messenger RNA, 1018 nt
Organism: Cryptomeria japonica (Japanese cedar)
Lineage: Eukaryota; Viridiplantae; Streptophyta; Pinopsida; Cupressales; Cupressaceae
Product: 17.4 kDa class III heat shock protein
Exons: 3
Coding region: 223-699 (158 amino acids)
Biological process (GO): protein complex oligomerization; response to heat; protein folding
Source: RefSeq, a predicted model, not a curated record
AAAUAGUUUUGACGAUUUCAUCUUUUGUACCGACGAGACCACAAAAAUCCAGAGCCUUCUUUCUUCUUCUAACAGAUUUCUAGAAUCUUCUCCCACACGCUACAAAUUCAGAAAUUCAACGAAAUAAAAUUUCAAAAGCUGUAAAGGAUCUGUACAACGAAUCGGUUGAAGAAACUUUCUGAUCAGCAGAGGAAUAAGCAAAGGUAAAUUUGUGAGUGCGCUAUGGAGGACUGUUACGAAGCGAGCUUUAAUCACUUGUUCAACUUUCCGGAGGACGAGGUUUUGGAGAAAUUAUUAAAUUCCCGCUCGUAUGAACGUCUGUUAAACCCUCGGUCAUAUGAAUAUGGCAAAGGCAUGGCGUCUGCGCCUGUGGACAUCAAACAAACGCCGAAAGACUAUACUUUUCUUGUCGACGUUCCAGGGCUCACUAAAUCCGACAUUCAGGUCCAAGUGGAGAACGGGAAACUUUUGGUCAUAAAAUGUGCUGGUAAGCGGAAACGCGAUGACGAAGGUGAAGAGGAGUGUAAACUGCUGCGAGUAGAGAGAAAGGUGAAUCACAGGUUUACCAGGAAAUUUACGUUACCUGGCGACGCUAAAGCUGACGGCAUUUCGGCUACCUGCGUGGACGGAGUUCUGUCUGUUACUGUGCCUAGGAUUGUGCCUGAGAAGCCAAAGACAAUUGAGAUUUCCGUUGCCUGAACGAGGGUUUCUGUCAAUUAACAGUCAUUGGUGUCUCUCUAUUUGUAAAGGAAAGUGCAGGGAGAAGCGAAAUUGCUUGUUUUUUGAAGAUGAAUUUAAGCUUUUCAGAUGUUUUUGUAGGCGAUGCCAAAAAAAAUUUGCAUUCGAGGGGAAUUUGACAAUGAUUAACUUUGAGUUUAUUGAGUAAGGUAACGCUUUAAAGAGAGUCUUUUGUGUAUUUACCGAGAAUAUGCAUAAAAGCAACAGUAUAUUUUGUAUUUUCCUAAAUUAACGAAAGAUUUAAAAUGACAGUUGAAAAGCAAUAUUUUGUUUGGGUAAA